CUGAGUAGUGUUGGGUUGUUAGUUUCCGUGAUUAACAUUUGCCAAACCUAAGGGCCAUCACCUGAUUGUUUCUAUGUGAUCGGCCGUGGACAAACCAGAGUGGCUCUUGGUAUCUGUAUCUGUUCCACCAUGCCUAUUGGAAGAAGUGCCAAAAUGGUGCAAUACGUGGAUUACAGGAUGCGCUGUGUUCUUCAGGAUAGCCGUGUCUUCAUUGGAACUUUAAAAGCCUUUGAUCGGCAUAUGAACUUAAUUCUUUGUGACUGUGAUGAAUUCAGAAGGUUGAAAUCAAAGAACGCCAAACAGGGCGAAAGGGAAGAAAAGAGGGCUCUUGGUCUCGUGUUGCUUCGAGGGGAAACACUUGUAACGAUGACUGUAGAAGGACCUCCUGUGAGAGAGGUUGGCAUUUCCAGAGUUACAGUUGGUGGUCCUGGUGUUGGUAGAGCAGCAGGGAGAGGAAUACCGGUCAGUAUAUCGAUGAUUCAAGUACCUGCAGGUCUAGCUGGACCAGUAAGGGGGGUUGGAGGUCCUUCACAAGAGUUGAUGACGCCUCUGGCUAGAGAACCUGGAGAUGCAUCUGCUCCUAGCUUUUCUGCUCCCCCUCAACCCCGCAUACCAAUGAGAGGUGCCCCACCUCUUGCGAAUCUUGGAGAAGCAAGGCCAGGCUUUAUGGGACCACCACCUCCUGGCAUGAGAUCUCCAUUUGGACUCUCAAUGGCAAUGCCUUCUGCCAGAGGAGUUCCCAUGGGAAUUCCACCAGGAAUUAGACCACCAACGUUACCGAAGAUGAGAGGUCUUCCUGGAUCUCAAACAAAUCCUCCAAGGCCUUAGAAGAACCUUGAAGGACUUCUUCAUUAGGCUUUAUAGUAAUUACAAACUCCUUUGGAGCAUUUUACUGUGAACUGAAGAGUUCAUGGGGGAAAAACAUUAUUUUCAUUCAGCCCUCACGUAUGUGAGGAAGAGCUUUUGCAAUGAGGAAGAAUCCCCUCUGGACAAAAAUGUAUUUGCCACCACAGGGAGUCCGAUUAGCUUCCCUUUUUGUCUUUCAAAUCAAUCAACACCUUCCUGUUUAAAUCGUACUUUAGUUUUUCAUUGAUCAACAACAGGCUUCUGUCUUAAUUUUGGGCAAAACAAAAACAAAAGUCCAAGUUUGACUUUUUAAAAAUAAGGUGUUUACUGAUUGGGGGGGCAAACAGUCGCUACAGGUGUUCAUGUAUGCUGUUUCCAAGCAGACAUAAGAGUAUUAUUUUCUGUUUAAACUCAGUGAUUUAUCAGAUUAGUAGAAUGGGCCAAUUUAGUCAGGGACCACCAGAGUUUGUAAGAAACCUUGGACCUGAUGUUCAAGGGUCCAGUUUUAAUUUAAAACUGCUCUGAAGUACAAACCAGGAAGAUGCAAGGUUCCACCUCCAAACUCAGGCAGCUUCUCUAAGAAAUGGUAGGAGUGCUUGAAUUAGUUUCAAUAUAUCUUGGUUAAUUGGUGUUCUUAUUCUUGGUUUCCUAUUGUAUCUGCUGUGGAAUUAAACUACAAUAUGCUUA
This is a messenger RNA of Pristis pectinata (smalltooth sawfish), 1533 nucleotides long. Its product is annotated as small nuclear ribonucleoprotein-associated protein B'-like. NCBI's taxonomy places the organism in Eukaryota, Metazoa, Chordata, Chondrichthyes, Rhinopristiformes, Pristidae. The transcript is spliced from 7 exons. Gene Ontology annotation, biological process: mRNA splicing, via spliceosome. Gene Ontology annotation, cellular component: catalytic step 2 spliceosome; U4/U6 x U5 tri-snRNP complex; U2 snRNP. The coding region runs from base 130 to 828 and encodes 232 amino acids. Gene Ontology annotation, molecular function: RNA binding. The record is from RefSeq and is a predicted model, not a curated record.